ACUCCACAUUUUGUUUUAUAUUUAUAGUACAUGUAGAGCCUAGAAAUGUGAAGCAUGGCUUUAGUUUUUAGAAAACUGAAAGGUCAAUCAAAUGAAAUGAUAAGAGCUUAUGAGGUUAGAAAGAUGAUUUGACUGUGGUGGUUGCACUGUAUAUUUUCACAAUGUUUUCUUACUUUUCUUUAGUUUCUUGUUUGAAAAUAUAUUUGAAACAUGAAUUGCUCAAUUUAACUUAACCUUAUUAUCUGUCAAAACCAGAACAUAACUUAAAUGUUCCUUUGAUGAGGCUCACCAGUUAAAAUAUGUAUGCAUAUAUGUAUUUAAAACCGGUUAGGUACUCAGUAUAGUGCAUUUCUCCACUAAGGCCCAACAGUCCCAUUUUGAAACUACGUUUACAAUCACUAGAUCUGCACCUAACUCAAUGAAAAUGUUGGAUCUGCCUGUUUAUCCAUAUCCAAUCGAAAAUGUAUUGGGUUUUUCCUUGGUUCAUGCCCCACCCCUCCACAAAUCUCAUGGAAAUCAGUGGUGCAGUUUUUGAGUAAUCCUGCUGACAGACAAACAAACGAAAAUGAAAACAUGACCUACUAGGGGGAGGUAAUGAACUAUUUUUGUAGAUGUUUUCUGAGCCAGUGGGACUUUAUAGCAUUGACCUGAUGGCAGCAACUAGAAGUAUUGCUAGACAGCAUGAGAGGGUUUUUUCUAGAUCUGCUGUGAGGCUUAGAAAGCAAAUAAGUCAUAUUCGACUACUAUUGCACUACAAUACUCAGUUGCCUCAGAAAACCUAAGGUCCAGGGCGACAGGCAUAUUUUCUGGGAUCUCAGUGGCUUGUAGAGUAUUUGACUGUGGAUCCCUCGUAAACCCUGAGAGACAACAGAGUUGUCCUGCCAAGUGCAGCCAAAAACCAGACGCCCAGAAGUCUGCUCAUGGUCUCUCAAACCACACAACCCACUCUUUCCAGCUUUGACUCAGGCCGAAGGAGAGUCGAGGUAGAACAGGGCCCAAACUCUCUAAGUUCACAGCGAUGUAACUGAGUAUUUUUCAUUCUUAACUUUCCCUGUCUCUUGUUCAUGUCCUCAAAAGGCCCCAUGUCAUUAGAAGGUCUCAUUAUUCUGUCAUAACUGGAGCGAUGACAUUACUUUUAUUGUUUUCAGACAUUUGUAAACAGGAUAUUGAGGUUGUUGCACUAAACAUUCUGUUUUUCUCUUUCUGUCUUUGCCUUAAACAAUAAAUUGCUUUGUACGCUGUGAGGGAAGAGCAACAAUGGAACAAUGUGUCUGCCAUACAACCGACUGCAUGGUUACAUUUUCUGUCACUGUUCCUCUCCCCGGUCCCGUCUAUUUGUCACAACAGGCAACACAUCCCAACAUGAGGACAUACUAUUUUUGCACAGACACAGCCAAGGAAAUGGAGUCUUGGAUGCAAGUAAUGACGGAUGCUGCACUUGUGCAUUCAGAGCCGGUCAUAAGGUUGGACAGACUAAAAGUGGAGCAGUGCGGCCCUCAAGAGAUCAACCACGUGGCCAACCACAGGCCACCGCUCACACAGCCCGAAAUCCAGAACAACGAACGCAACCGAGAGGUCGACCUCGAGUGCACUUUGUCAGUCACCCCAGACGCGGCAGAAGAAGAGAGGAAGCAGCGAGAUGCGGAGCGCUACGGCUUCCAUAAGGAGGGGGCGGAGCGCGAGCGUCCCCUCACCAAGAUCAACAGCAUCAAACUGCAGCCCGCCCAGGCAGCGGCUAUCAAAGCCAACAUUGCCUCGCCACAGACCCCAACGGAGAUGGAUGGGCCCCAUCAAAGCCCGCAGGUUAACGGAUCUGGUGACCAGUUUCCAGCUGAUGGAACCAGAGUCCCUCCUCAGCGGAGUCCCAACUAUGAGCCGGACCGCAACCUGAGUCGUACCAGCUCUAUGCAGCAGCUGGAGCAGUGGGUUCGCACACAAAGGGUGCGCAGCCAGGACGACGACACCAGGAGCAUCACGUCGUACCAGACUCUGCCUAGAAACAUGCCAAGCCACCGGGUCCCCUACAUGCCUCAUUAUGGAGAUGGCUACCGCAGCAUGCCCAGGAAUAGCAUGGCACAGCGGGACAGCAUCUGCAGCAUGUCGCCGUCGCUGUACGAGCAGGUCUUGGGUUCCAUGCCGGCCGACAAGCGCCGCUCCAUGCGCGACGAUACCAUGUGGCAGUUGUACGAGUGGCAGCAGAGGCAGGCGUACACCAGGCCGCCGGGGCUCUACGGCAACAUGGCCAGUCCCAAGACCAUGAUCAACCUGUCGGACCACGUCGCACCGAGCCACUCCAUUCCCCCCUCACCCUCCCACGGCUCGCUGUCCAUGUACGGUGGCUACUCCCCGAUGCGAUCCUACAACAUGAACAGCGGUCAUUCUGAGGUCUCCUCCCCCGUUUAUAGACGAGACAUGAGCAUCGACAGACGUCAUAGGCCGCAGCUCAACAAGUAUGGUUACCCACCUGACAGGAGGUCCAUGCCCGCAGGGAUCCCAGUCCAGAAUAUCACUGCCCAGACUCUGCAAGGCAAAACACCUGAGGAACUGACUCUGCUGCUGAUAAAGCUGCGGCGGCAGCAGGCAGAGCUAAACAGUAUCCGGGAGCACACUGUAGCACAGCUUAUGCAGCUAAACAUGGAUGGUGACAACCCAAAGAAUGACAUACUCUCUCACCACCUCCAAAGGAACCUCAUGUUUUUGGACAAUCAGAUGAAGGAAAAUGACCCUUUAAUCGUCAUGACUCACUCUCUGAUUGAGAACUCUGCCCCGAGGCCUCAACUUUACCAGCAACUGGGUCAAGACGACUACAGAGAACACGCCUACACGUUCAUGCCAGGAGAAAUGGACAUUGAUAGCAAACUGAGCCUGCUGUGUGAGCAGGAUAAAAUGGUGGGGACACACGAGGAAAAACUUCAGCAGCUGUACAGAGAGAAGCACACCCUUGAGACGGCGCUGCUGUCCGCCAGCCAGGAGAUCGAGAUGGGCUGCGAUAACUCUGUUGCCAUGCAGAGCAUCAUCCAGCAGCGAGACUUACUGCAGAGCGGCCUGCUCAGCACCUGCAGAGAGCUGUCCAGAAUCACUGCUGAGUUGGAGCGCUCGUGGAGGGAGUACGACCAGCUGGAGGGAGAUGUGACUCUGGCUAAGAACAACCUGCUGGAGCAGUUAGAAGCACUGGGAAGCCCUCAGACGGAGCCUCCCAGCCAGCAGCACGUCCACAUCCAGAAAGAGCUGUGGAGGAUUCAAGAUGUGAUGGAGGCCCUCAAUAAACACAGAGCUCAGAGAGAUGCUGCUGAUGGGAUGGGCUUCUAUGGGCCCAAGAACAACUUCAGUAAGCACCUAAACGAGAGUAACCCGGUACCAGAUGGUGGUCGCCCUGAGCGUGCGUGGCGGCGCCAUGUGUCACCUUCCUUCUUGUCCAGUCAUGCCAUGUAUAAUCCCCAGGAGGAGGACUCGGCACCCCCACGGCCACCUCUACCCCAGUCCUACGAGCCCAACCCCCCCCCAGUGCCCCCCGUGCCCUCUCCCGCUGGUGUUCGCCCUUCAACACUCCACAGGGCGGAGGAGAGGAAGGCCAGUCACAAGAAUGGCACGCACAGUGGUCCAGACUACAGGCUGUAUAAGAGUGAACCCGAGCUCACCACAGUAGCUGAAGUGGAUGAGAGUAAUGGAGAGGACAGAUCGGAACAUCCGUCUGACAGAGAACAUCCCGGAAACAAAGGAAUGUCCUACCCAGUUGGCAUCGUCCCACCCAGAACCAAAUCUCCAGUGACUGAGUCGUCCUCCAUCGCCUCGUAUGUUACGCUAAGGAAGAGCAGGAAGCCUGACCCCAGGAUGGAGCGUCCACACAGCGCAGUGGAGCAGCAGCUGUGUGCUGUGGAGAGUGGUCGGCCCAGGAUGAGUGUGGAGGAGCAGCUGGAGAGGAUCCGCCGCCAUCAGCAGGGGGCCCUCAGGGAGAAGAAGAAAAGCCUCAACAUCCGGGGCAGCGGCCAGGACAACACACCCUCCCGCAGUCACUCGUUUACUAAAGGCACCCGCGGCGUGCAGUCCCAGAUGAGACGCAGAGAUGAGGUGAUGAGCUUUGACAUUCAGGCGCUGGAGGACUCUCUCAGGGAGCAGGAGGUGGUGAGGGAGCAGGAGACGCCCGCUGAGGAGAUUGCACGUCUUAGAGAAGCCUCGCAGGCUGACCACUUUAAUUUGGACCGAGAGCUUUCUGUGCCUGAUAAAGUGCUGAUUCCUGAACGUUACAUUGAGUCGGACCCUGAGGAGGCUCUGAGCCCCGAGCAGGAGGCUGACAAGCAGAGGAAAGUCGACCGCAUCAAAGCUCUUAUAGUAAAAAACAGUAUGCAUAACGUGUUGCAGAGCACGGGUCUGAGCCCAGAGGAGGAGAAUGAGGAGGAGGUGACCAUACAGGAGAAAGAGAAGAUGAUUAAUAUCUCGUACGAGCUGGCAGCUGAGGCCUCCAAACGCAGCAAGCUGGUAGCAGUGAAAAGCCUGUCAUCCUCUUCCCCACCCCCUCCACAGUCUCCUAACACACCCCCUCAGCUCGCUGAUGGGUCUCACUUCAUGUGUGUGUAGUAGCACCACACAGGCUCUGGCUUCAGUAAAAACCUACACAUGAAGGAAACAGCAGUGGAAGUAUAAAGAUGAACCUGUAAACCCAAGGACAUCAGCACAAGGCCCACGGCCCACAGAGAGUGACACUUUCCACUCGGUCUUCACCUGUGACUUCUGUACGCUCACUGUGACGUCUCAAGCUCCUGUGCCACCCACCACACCUUUCUCUGUGACACUUCUCUGCAAAUCACCUUCAGACCGUUAACGUUGCAGCUUCCUUCUCAGUUGUUUUACGAGGCUUUUAAGUUUAAUUUUAUUAUUUAUAUGGUUUUAUUAGGUCCUUGUUUGAAUAUGGGCCGAUGUCUGUGUGUAUAUGAGGCUAAUAGACCGAGUUCUGUUUUUGGCAAUGCCUAAUUUUCAUGUGUUCAGAUCAUUUUAGCUCACUUAAGUCUUUUAUAUCCACUCAAUUUGUUUUUCAGACAUUGGUCGUCAGCCAACCGUUCAUAUUUAUCCAUUAACUAUCAAGAACAUAUGUGGAUGCGAGACAUAAAGAGACAAACUGUGGAUCCUUCCAUUGUAAUGAAAGGAGGAGCAACGUUAUGGCUGCAGACUAAGAUUAUUUGUAAUUUUUUCUUAUUUCUAGGUUGUAAUUAUUUAAUAACGGGAUCCUCUGCAAUCCCUCUCGCAUUUUUGCCGACACUUAUGUGAAUGUUCUGGCUUAAGUCAUUCUAUACUAUUUUUUUUGUUGUUUUUUUGAGAGAGAGAUAUUUAAACUGAGAGGAGAAAACAAUCUGAUUUUGGUUCUAUUUUGUGAUAUUUUGGUUUGAAAAAGAAGAAUAAAAAAAGAUUAGCACAUGUAAAAAGCAAUAAAAAUAUGUUUUGUGGAUCCAGGAUGAUUUUUUUGUGUGUGUACAAAGUGUAAUUAUCAGAGGUUUACUGUGUAUAUAAUGUACAUGGUACAGCAGGAUGGGAGAAUGUAUCCAACAUGAGGUUACAUACUAUAUUUGAUUUGAAAAUGUUCAUAUCCCAUCUGUUUUAUAACAUGUGAAAUAAAUGUUGCCAUUUUUAA
This is a messenger RNA of Hippoglossus stenolepis (Pacific halibut), 5623 nucleotides long. RefSeq names its product pleckstrin homology domain-containing family A member 5. The transcript has 22 exons. NCBI's taxonomy places the organism in Eukaryota, Metazoa, Chordata, Actinopteri, Pleuronectiformes, Pleuronectidae. Bases 1258 to 4575 code for a protein of 1105 amino acids. Gene Ontology annotation, cellular component: cytosol. The record is from RefSeq and is a predicted model, not a curated record. Gene Ontology annotation, molecular function: phosphatidylinositol-4-phosphate binding; phosphatidylinositol-3-phosphate binding; phosphatidylinositol-5-phosphate binding.